Molecule: messenger RNA, 976 nt
Organism: Achroia grisella
Lineage: Eukaryota; Metazoa; Arthropoda; Insecta; Lepidoptera; Pyralidae
Gene: eEF1delta
Product: probable elongation factor 1-delta
Exons: 7
Coding region: 121-909 (262 amino acids)
Biological process (GO): translational elongation
Cellular component (GO): eukaryotic translation elongation factor 1 complex; cytosol
Molecular function (GO): translation elongation factor activity; guanyl-nucleotide exchange factor activity
Source: RefSeq, a predicted model, not a curated record
UCUUUCUUAUUCGAAAUACCGUACGAUACGGUUUACUUCUGAAUAUUCAGUAAAAUAUUUUUGUAAGUUGUACUUUUCUAACUUUUUUAAAUCCACACAACGUUCAAGAAAUUUAAAACAAUGUCUGCGUUGGCUUAUGAAAAAAUUUGGUUCGACAAAACUAUCUACACUGAUGCAGAAAGGAAUUACUACGAAUCCCUAUCAAAGGUUCGAGGUACACCACUUACAUUAACUCAGUCUUCCUUGGCCAAUGAAGUUGCAAAGGCUAGGCAGCACAUCAAAAACUCCCUUGAAUGUAUGGAUAGUGUUGCUACUUUAGCUGGAGUUCCAAACACAGAAUUAACUAAUAAAGUUAAAUCCUUAGAGAGAGAUAAUAGUGACCUCAAAAAAGCCAUUGAUGACUUACGUAACCUAGUGAUCAGUCUUCAAGCUCGAGUAGAAACUUUAGAAGAUAGCAAAAAUUCAAAAUCUUCAUUUCUCCCUGCAUCUAAACCACCACCAGCUGCAGCUUCCCAAGAGUCAGACGAUGGGGUGGAUUUAUUUGGCUCUGAUGAUGAAGAAGAAAGUGCUGAGGCUAUAAAAUUAAGAGAGGAACGUCUUGCUGCAUAUAAUGCAAAAAAAGCUAAAAAACCUGUACUCAUUGCUAAAUCAAAUAUAAUUUUGGAUGUAAAACCUUGGGACGAUGAAACCGACAUGGCAGAAAUGGAGAAGGCAGUAAGACAAGUUACCACCGAUGGCUUACUAUGGGGUGCAGCUAAACUAGUCCCAUUGGCCUAUGGUAUACACAAACUUCAAAUUUCUUGUGUUGUAGAGGAUGAUAAAGUGUCAGUAGAUUGGCUAACUGAAGAAAUCGAAAAAAUUGAAGAUUAUGUACAAAGUAUUGAUAUCGCUGCCUUUAAUAAAGUUUAACAAGGAACUACAAAUUUUUACUGUUGAAUAAUAAAAAUAAUAGCAAAAUCAGCUGCCUCUUAUUACC